This is a messenger RNA of Juglans regia (Persian walnut), 2181 nucleotides long. RefSeq names its product YTH domain-containing protein ECT4-like. Gene Ontology annotation, molecular function: mRNA binding. Gene Ontology annotation, cellular component: cytoplasm. The coding region runs from base 223 to 1980 and encodes 585 amino acids. The transcript has 10 exons. NCBI's taxonomy places the organism in Eukaryota, Viridiplantae, Streptophyta, Magnoliopsida, Fagales, Juglandaceae. The record is from RefSeq and is a predicted model, not a curated record. Gene Ontology annotation, biological process: mRNA destabilization.
GUACAGUGUACACCACUGAGGGUUUCUCUUCUCCUUGUCACUUAAGUCUUGAACCCCUUCCCCGUCUCUCUCUCCCCCUCUAUACAGCAGUAUACACGUCCCGGGAGCCGCUUCUUGCAACAAAGAAAGCGGCUUUCCGAUUCCUUCUCAUCAGGCCCCGCCGAUUCGAUCCGCGUUUCAGAGUUGUUUUAUUCUAGGGUGAAUUCGGUUUUUGAAGACUGAAUGGCUGGCGAAAAGAUAAUCGAGAAACCUGAGCCUGGGGCUACAGGGUUGAAGUUGGAAUCUGUUACUGAUUUGGGUGAGCUAGAAGUGGCUAGUGGAAAAGAUGAGAUAUUGUCUAAGUCAACCUCCUCUAUUCCCUCUUUAGCGAAUGCUAACUCUAGCACCAAAGGUGAGACUGAUCACGAGUCAGUUGGAGAGCAGGGUGUUUACCAUCCACCUACUAGCUGUUACAAUUAUUAUUACCCAGGAUCUAAUGGAUCAUUUACCCAGUCAAAUGAUAGUUAUAAUCUUCAUGCAGAUGGUUCUCACACAGGUGUACAAUCUGAAAAUGGUUCAUUGGUCUAUUAUCUGCCUGGCUAUAACCCAUAUACUUCUGGGACGCUUGUGGGUGCUGAUGGCCAGUGUGCUGGUCAGCAACAAUAUUUUCCUUCCUCAGGAUAUCUUCAGCCACCUGUUUCCUAUGCAUCUGAAGCUGUGCCUUGCUAUUCAUGGGACCUGACAUUUGUUGGGGAUCUUCCAAAUGUAACUGCUGCUGGUUUUGCAAAUGCAAAAUGUGCUCCAGGUUCUACUGCUUUUGCUAAGUCUAAUGGGUUCUACUCUAUGAAAACAAAUAGCAACCCUGCUAGCAAAUUUCCAAAGUCUACUGCUCAUGCACAACCCAUCAGAACUAUAAACAAGGUGCCUCGUGUGGGUUCUGACUUCUCAAGAGGCCUUUUGAAGGAUUACCACCCAAUAGGAAAAUUUUCCCCUUUUACUUACCAAAAACAAGGUCUGUUACCUCAUGAUGGUCAAGCGAACUACAGACAGAGUGGGAGAGUAUGGAAUUUAAACGAUAGAUAUAAGUCAAGUGACAAAUACAACAGGAAUGUAGACUUUGAAACCUUAAUUGAGGUAACUCGUGGUCCUAGGGCUUAUGCCAAGACUGCUCCUUUAGGUUCAAGUUCAACAAAUGAGAAAGAAGAGUUGGGGUUCUCUGUUCGUAGGGAUCGAUACAACCUUCAAGAUUUUCAAACUGAUUAUGAAACUGCAAAGUUCUACAUCAUCAAGUCCUAUAGUGAAGAUGAUAUUCAUAAGAGCAUCAAAUAUGAUGUUUGGUCCAGUACACCAAAUGGUAAUAAGAAGCUAGAUGCAGUAUUCCGUGGUGUUGAAGGAAAAGCCAGUGAGAAAAGCAGCAGGUGUCCAGUCUUCCUUUUCUUCUCGGUUAAUGGAAGUGGACAGUUUUUGGGCAUUGCUGAGAUGGUUGGGCAGGUUGACUUUAAUAAAGACAUGGAAUUUUGGCAACUUGACAAGUGGAAUGGGUUCUUCCCAGUGAAAUGGCAUAUAAUAAAAGAUGUUCCUAACAGUCAAUUGCGGCACAUUAUCCUUGAAAACAAUGAUAAUCGUCCUGUAACUUUUACGCGGGACACUCAAGAGAUUGGACUCAAGCAAGGUUUGGAAAUGCUUAGUAUUUUUAAGAGCUACGCAGCAAAAACAUCUUUGCUCGAUGAUUUUAACUUCUAUGAAAAUCGAGCGAAGUCUAUUCAUUCCCAAAGCAUUAAGCCUUCAUCUCAGCAAAAUGAAAUGUACAGCAACGGAGAUAUACCUAACCUUAAAACGGGAGAAAGGAAUAUUGAGGUGGAAUGUGGGGGCACCAAGAGAAGUACUGAUCCCAGUUGUCUUGUCAAUCGCACUAAAAAUCUCUCCCUCAAUGACUCUCCUCAAAAGAGUAAUUCUGUAAAGAGUCCUUCUAUAGUGAAUUUAAUUCCUUCGGCAUUUUAGAGUUUUCAGGGUUAGUUUCCAUUCUAUAGGCUGAGCUCCCCUCCUUUCCACACUCUUUUCCCAUCUUUUCGAUUUCAUUGUAUUUCCUAGUUGGUGUUUUUUUUUUCCCUUCUGAGUCAUUUCUUGUUGGUGUUUCUAUUUCUUGUUUGUCGGAAUUUGGUUUCAGUAAUUAGUUUUAUUAUAGUUUUGUGGUCGAAUCCA